Molecule: messenger RNA, 1088 nt
Organism: Dromiciops gliroides (monito del monte)
Lineage: Eukaryota; Metazoa; Chordata; Mammalia; Microbiotheria; Microbiotheriidae
Gene: ISOC2
Product: isochorismatase domain containing 2
Exons: 6
Coding region: 147-767 (206 amino acids)
Cellular component (GO): cytoplasm
Source: RefSeq, a predicted model, not a curated record
GAACUAGCGAAGGUCGCGGAGACAGUGAGUACUGGGAGGUCCUGACUCCCGACCCCCGCAGACUGGGGGAGCAAGCGCAGACCUGUUGGGGGAUAGGCGGGCAAAGCCACGUGGGGGAGCUCCGCUUCAAGCCCCGGCCUGGAGCGAUGGCAGCCGCCCGACCGGCCUUGGGCCGCGUCCUCCCUGGCUCUUCCAUUCUCUUCCUGUGCGACAUGCAGGAAAAAUUCCGAGGCGUCAUCUCCUUCUUCCCCCAGAUCGUGGCCGUGUCAGCCCGCAUGCUCCAGGUGGCCCGGGUGCUGGACAUCCCAGUGAUGCUGACGGAGCAGUACCCCAAGGGCCUGGGGCCCACAGUCCCUGAGCUGGGGGCCCAGGGUAUCCGCGCAGUGACCAAGACAUCCUUCAGCAUGGUAGUGCCCGAGGUGGAGCGGCUGAUGAAGGCCAGGCCUGGCCUGCGGUCGGUACUGCUGUGUGGCAUUGAAGCUCAAGCCUGCGUUAUGAGCACAGCCCUGGACCUUCUGGAGAGAGGCUUCGAUGUGCACGUAGUGGCGGAUGCCUGCUCCUCACGCAGUCAGGUGGACCGCUUGCUGGCUCUAUCCAGGAUGCGCCAGAGCGGGGUCUUCCUCACCACCAGCGAGUGCCUCAUACUGCAGCUGGUGGGCGACGCUGCCCAUCCGCGUUUCAAGGAGGUGCAGAAAUUCAUUCGGGAUCCAGCCCCCGAUAGUGGACUCCUUGGCUUGUUCCAGGGCCAGAGCCCCCUCCUCAGCUGAACAUCCCUAGUCCUUUCACACACAUAUACAUAGUGGGACAACCAGCGUUGGAUCGGCUGGGACGCGACCUCCCGGGACCCCCUACUAAUUUGGCCUGGAACUCCUCUCCUGGGGGCGAAGGUCUCAGUCCCGGGAGAAGGGAAAGCUCCUCCCCACAACCCCCCCCCCCAAGAAGAAAGCACCGGUCUCAUUGGCCGACCACCUCCUUCUAUGCAAAUGAAUCCUUGAAGAAAGGGAGGGGAUUGGCUAGGCCCUGGAGGGGGCGGACUGGGGGGAGGUGACCCUCGGAACCGGGUUCGGGGAAUAAAGCUUUCCUCCGCA